UUCUAUCAUAAGAGAAGUAUUGUAAGAAUUCGAACUGCUUGUAUGCGGAGACUGAGACUGUUGUGAGCGGCUUACGAAGGCGGGGCAUCAGUGGACUGCCUGCGGGGCUAUUGCGAUGGCCUUUCGUUGGACCCGCCCACACGCAGCCGAUUGAGUCAAUUGAGCGACCGGUCGGCCAGGCGGCCGGUUGGUGUAUAACAAGGUACGACGUACCUUCUGGGGUAAAGGGCCCGCGGCUGCCGCGCAUACUCAGUCGGAUCGCGUGGCAAAGCACGUAAUUCAAAUUGUGGAUGGAUCUGACGGAUCAGGGAUCAUGCACACGCUCGAACACGCAGUUAUUCCCGCGCCAACCAUUUCGCGCACUCACACGCUGCGCCCGUUCACACAGUCGGACAGACACUCAGUGGCAUAGAGGUUCAGAUCCACAUAGAAAGAGGUACCGACCAUAGAUCGGAUGUACUCAGGCAGUAACGGCGACAUCGUCCGAAAGAGAUUAUCAAGAACAUGCCGGCAAUCCGUUCAGUGACGUAGCGAGAUUGUCGUGAAAUUGGACGUUGACAUUAAGCAAACGCCGAAACUCAGAUCUACUUACGCCCAAAUUUACGGGUCUCCCAGUGUCUAUUCAAGAAGCCACUUACGAAGAAAGACGAUGCGUUCCUAGCUAACACAUUGCUUUUGUCUAUGGAAAUAUUCGCUAAUACACAGAUUGGUCAAGAGGCACAGUGGCUACUUCCGGUUAGAGAGUAUCAAAUACGACGAUUCCGCAAUCACAAAAAGCUCAAACGAGGUAACACAGGAACAGCCAACAACAGCUGUUGUUGCGGCCGCGUGCGGCACGCAGGUUGGCCAUAGUAUCGGGAUGUCCUUUGUUUAUUUCGUUGAAUAGUAAUAAUUACUGUUAUCAGUUUUCAGUUAAAAGGAACAUUCAGUGAAAACAUGAUAGUGGAACACGAUAAUUAUAUACCUACGGAGUGAGUAAGACGUUUAUCAUUGAUUGUUGUACUGUAAAACUAUACGUAUACUUCAGAUUGUCUUCGAAGUGUCACGUGAAGUCGACUAGGGAAGAAAUGAGACUGUUGCCAUUUGUAAUAUUUCUAUUUCUACUUGACGGCUACUCAGCAUCCAGUGAUUCGAACGUGACGCUGGUAAGAAGCUCAGAACGCUUUCAGGUGAAGUGUCCUACUGUGCCAACUAGAAAAAGGGUUCGUGAUAUCGUAUGGUUCAAGGACAAUCACACACACCCUAUCUACAGAUAUAGUGCUGACAAUGCCGUAUCAUUGUACGGUCACCCAACGAUACACCAGCAUCAACCACUAGAAAUGUGGAAAGGUCGCGUGUUCUCCUUUGUUGAAGACAAGGAACAACCAAUGCUUACGAUCGGCAAGGCAAAUCCGAGCGACUCGGGGGUAUACGUUUGUCAGGUGACCCUUUCAGAUCGACAUUCGUUAGCGACUUCGACCACUGUUCUCAUUGUUGGCGACUCGAAUCGUCCAGAGUUGUUUUAUACGGAAACAGGUCAACGCAUCAAGGCUUUCGUGGGGCCUAUGGUCGAAGGUGAUGAUUUAAGGGUAACCUGCGUUAUACAGAGAGGAUUUACUCUGCAGUGGUUUCUGAAUGAGCGUCGGAUUUCCGAAGGUUACCUCACUACAAAAAGCGCUACAAGACUUUCAGCCGGAGUUCGUAUUGCCGGCCCAUCAGCCAAUUCGUCUGUUGUCCAGAGCAAGCUUUGGCUUAAGGCUCUGACCAGGGAUAUGCAUGGCGCCGUGUUAAAAUGCGCGGCAUACAACGAGGAGCACAAUUUGACCACACCGGUAUCCGCGGCUAUAUCACUGUGGACUCGUCCAGCGGAGAUGCGCAUCCAGUCUCGAACUUUUUCCGCUGGAGUUCCAGCUAGCGUUGAGUGCGAGAUUGUCGGAUCUAGGCCGGUUCCUGAAGUAACGUGGCGUAUUUCUGGCCGGCCAGGACAACUUGCAUCGACCUUUACGCACGUUUCAAAGGACAACGCGAUUACUACUUCUGUGGUAACAUUUGUCCCAACAGAAGAGGACCAGGGCAGAACCUUAAUCUGCGAGGCGCAAAAUCAGGCCCUUCACAACUUCCCUGGAAGUUCGGCUAAUCAGACACUUGUUCUCAAUGUAUUCUAUAAACCCAAUGUAGAAUGCCAUACAAAUCGGUUAGGUCCAUUGGAAGAAGGGACAAUAUUGGUGAUCUACUGUAAAUAUCGCGCGAAUCCGGAAACAGCUGAAAUUAUCUGGUAUAAGGACGGGGCCCGCCUCGAACGAAACGCUCCUGUGCUUGUAGAGCAUUCUGUUCGAGGUAAACACUCAGGACGUUACUCGUGUGAAGCCGUCAAUGCCGAAGGCGCUGCAAGAUGUCAAGAGAUUGUCAUCGCCGUGAACUCAGCACCCCAGCCAACUGUUUCCCGAUCGUCGGUAUCUCAUCUCAUACUUGCCCAAAUGAUAAUCGUCUUUGCCGUUGCCCAGACGCUACUGCACCGCGGCUGCUGAAAACGAAUUCGACAAAAACUGGCAGCCAAAUGGCUUUUUAAGUUGAGACAAAAGUCUUCGUUUGUGAAAACUUAUCUUCUCAGUUAACACAAUGUCAAUAAGACUGAUCAUUAUUAAUAAUGGUAUCAAUAGAAUACAUAUAAAAUCAAAACGAAUACAGAAUUAAUUAUAA
Varroa destructor (honeybee mite) is the source of this 2679-nucleotide messenger RNA. Its product is annotated as synaptogenesis protein syg-2-like. Lineage: Eukaryota; Metazoa; Arthropoda; Arachnida; Mesostigmata; Varroidae. The record is from RefSeq and is a predicted model, not a curated record.